Messenger RNA from Saccostrea echinata, 1154 nucleotides. Its product is annotated as aquaporin-8-like. Lineage: Eukaryota; Metazoa; Mollusca; Bivalvia; Ostreida; Ostreidae. Gene Ontology annotation, biological process: transmembrane transport. The coding region runs from base 62 to 886 and encodes 274 amino acids. The transcript is spliced from 5 exons. Gene Ontology annotation, molecular function: water channel activity. The record is from RefSeq and is a predicted model, not a curated record. Gene Ontology annotation, cellular component: plasma membrane.
GAAGCAUACUGAUUCACCUGAACAACUUUCUAAUAAAACUGCGCAAUUUGCAGUGAGAAAGAUGGCAGACGAAGCUCAAACUAUACACCGAACCGAAUCCGAUCGUGUGCUGUGUGGUGGUUCAGUGGUUGACAAAUUUGUUCGUCCAACAUUAGCCGAAUUUUUAGGGACCACAUUUCUGGUAUUCCUCUUGUGUUUUUGUGCUCCAAUCUCCCAUGAAUAUGGCAAAUUGUACACCUAUAUAUCAUCCGGACAAGUGUAUGGAUUUGCUUAUGUGUUCUUGAUUUAUGCACUCGGUGAUAUCAGCGGCGGGUAUUUUAACCCAGCCAUAACUUUUGCUCUGACUUUGAAUGGGGCGCUGCCAGUGCUUGUUGCAGUAUGCUUUUUCAUUGCUCAGAUUGUGGGAGGUCUCUUAGGAGCAGCCUUGGCCCUUGCUGCUGUUCCAGAGAAUAAAUAUAUACAAUUCAUCGGUGGAGCAACGAUGCUUAUAAAUGAUACUAAACCUGGCUGGGCGGUUCUGGUGGAAAGCAUUCUUACGUUUAUAUUAGCUUCGACAGUUUUACUGACAACGCUGGAUAAAAAGAAGAAAAAACUGUCAGCUCUAGCUAUUGGAUUCUCGGUCAUCGCAUGUACUUUGUCUGGGGCACCAUAUACUGGUGGAUCUAUGAAUCCGGCAAGAAGUUUAGGACCGGCUGUAUCCUACUCUAGAUACCUGUAUUUCAACGUGUGGGAACAUCACUAUGUCUACUGGGUGGGGCCCACCGCGGGGGCAUUAGUAGCAGCUAUUGUUUACAGAUUUCUAUUUGCAAAGAGAAGAACACCAGAGUAUAUGAACUUCACAAAUUCUGAGGGACAGUCCACUCCCAGCAAUAGUAUCCCCAUAUAAUAAAAUUGAAAUACAAAGGGUCAGCCCUGACCGCAAAAGUCAAGUCGAAAUAUGAUAACGUGUAUGGAUCUCCGUAAACCUUUUUUCUGCAUCAUGGUAAUUGCUAGAAAGAAUAAAAUGGUAUAAGAUGAAAGAAAAUUAUGUUUCUUUUCCGUCUUUUUAAUUUUUUUUUUCAACGUCGGAUUUUAAUCAAAAGAAAACAUAAAAUCAUUACGUGUAUAUACUUUUUAGGUCAUAUUUCAAAUAAAAAAAAAGAAAGAAGGUUUUA